Messenger RNA from Cicer arietinum (chickpea), 540 nucleotides. NCBI's taxonomy places the organism in Eukaryota, Viridiplantae, Streptophyta, Magnoliopsida, Fabales, Fabaceae. The record is from RefSeq and is a predicted model, not a curated record.
AUGAUAGCAGCCGCUCAAAAAGAUGUUAAAGCCUCGAGUCUCGGCCAGAUACAUCAAAUAACACUAGAAUCACUUGAAAAGCUAUGUAGAUUACACCAACAUUUCUCAGAAAUUGUACAACAAAAAUCCAAAUUCACCAAGGCAUGCAAAAAGCCUUAUCUGGAAAUCAAGUGCAAAGAUAACAAAUGCAGCUGUUCAACAGGAAAGAAACAUCAUUGGCAAAAAUACACCAAACCUUCUAAGAUCUUCAAGAAGGUAAAGAAAAGGAAAGCUUUGAAGUUCUUUAAAAGGAAGCCAUUUAGAGGGAAAAAAGAAAAUCAACGAUGUUUUGUUUGUGGAGAAAAGGGACAUUUUUCUAAGAGAUGUCCUAACAAGACCAACAAAGCCGCCAAGUUGAUCAACUCCCUCCAACCUCUAGAAGGUGAUCUAGAAUCCUUGUAUUCUGAACAAAGCUCUGCCAAUGAAGAAACCAUUUUCGCUCUUCAAAACUCCUCUUCAGAUGACUUUUCUUCAGACGAAGCAUCGUUCGCUGAAUCAUAA